GCGCGGGAGCGCCGCGGACACGACGAACGCCCAGCCAUCGGUGACGUUAUUCCAGCAGCUUUGGGGGUGUCUGUGUUAGGAAGUACCUUCCACAGGUGCAUUAAAAAAGGGGAGAGGAAGGUACUGAAGUGGAGGAUUCAGUCUCAAUAGGCGCAAUAGCUAUUAAGCAGUACUCUUUAUUUGAUGUGUUGGAGGCAUGGGGGAUCAUUCCUCCCAAUACACGUACCACCGGAGUGGAGUUUAUGCUAUUUAUACACAAUUCACUUACAUAUUCACGUGAUUUCCAAGAACUAAUUACAAUAUUAAUCACUCUUCUAAGAAAUCAUUAUAAUACGUUGCCACCUACUUCCGCACGUGCGUUACAGUCCCGGGGUGGUCUUGUAGGACCCCGGGUGGUCGUUUACUUCAUCAUCCUCACCUUCAUCACAGCAUCCUUUCUGUGAACUGGGUUCUGUCUUCCCCUUUCCCUUACAGCUGAGACCACAGAACCAGCUCCAUCUGGCAGUCGUGCAGGCUUCAGCCUCCUUCUGCCGUUAUCUCGUUUCUCCUAGAUAGGCCCGCACCUAAACCACGUAAGCAGCCAGGCUCAAGCCUGAUAAUCAUAGAUAAGGCGUACCUUAUUCCUUCGUUAGGCAGGUUCCUAAGCACAACUACGAACGAGACACUAUUACAUGAAGCAGUCCUGUCACAGACCUUGCCACUACUGACAAUUUGUAAUUUCCCAUGUGUCUUCCCUCUUCAGUGUUCAGAACGCCUGGCAGGCGAUGCAUGUGGCGCUGAAAAAUGACUUCGGUGAACAGGAUUUUAGGAUUUCCCAAAUCAGCGUUCGGUUAGAGGCCAGCAGAAGCGCGGAGCGGCCGGGAGCCCGGAGGGCCGCGUCGGGGCUGAGGCUGGCUGGGCCCGGCCGCUAUCGCGACAGAGCGGGGCGGGCGGCGGUCCCUAUCGCGACAGAGCGGGGCGGGCGGCGCGCUGCCCCGGCCCAGCCCCGCACCGACCCUCCCGGCAGCCGCAGCGGCGCCGGAAGCGCGGCCCGGCCGGCGGGCGCGGCGCGGGCGAUCGGCGCUGGCUGAGGGGCCCGGCGGGGCCCGGGCGGCCAUGGCGCAGCAGCGGCCUGGGCCCGAGCCGCCGUGGCCGGAGAGCCUGGCCCCGCUGAAGGCGGUGGACGAGCUGCUGCGGUGCGGGAUUUGCUUCGAUUACUUCAGCGUUGCCAUGAUCAUCCCCCAGUGCUCGCACAACUAUUGUUCCCUUUGUAUACGCAAGUUUUUGUCCUACAAAACUCAGUGUCCAACAUGCUGUGUGGCAGCCUCGGAAUCUGACCUGAAAAAUAACCGGAUGUUGGAUGAAGUGGUACAGAGCUUUAAUUCUGCAAGACAACAGCUGUUCCAGUUGGUCCUGGAUGCUCCGCUGAUGUCAUCUCCAUUGGCUGGUAGCAGGCGUUCGGCUGGCAAAAGCUGUGUUAGCAGUCCUUUUUCUGGGCCGGCUUUAAAAAAAGAGAUGUCAGUGAUUGACAGUUUCUUGGGAAAGGGAAAAGUUUGCACUUCAACAAAGUCAGAGGGCCUGGCAGGAACGGAUGAGAAGAUUUUCAGAACUGGGGAACAUCAGAACCUUUACAGCAGUUCUGCAGAGGUUGAUGGUAAAGACAAUGAGGUGGGAUCACAGGAGAGGCCUGAGUGCACCAAAAGUCCUGAAAAGCCUUCUACAUCUGUGGUGAAAGUAGUCAAUAAAGUGGAGUGCCCUGUUUGUGAGGUUGCUAUUCCAGAACAAUACAUAAACAAACAUCUGGAUGGCUGCUUGACAAGAGGAGAGAAGAAGGACAGCCUCAGAAGUUCAGCUCUCAAAAGGAAGCCUAUGUCUAAAGUUGUUUACAACUUGCUCUCUGAUCGUGAUUUGAAGAAGAAACUAAAGGAACAUGGACUGUCUACCCGUGGGACCCGACAGCAGCUUAUUAAAAAACACCAAGAAUUUGUGCACAUGUAUAAUGCUCAGUGUGAUUCUCUAAAUCCCAAAUCAGUUGCAGAGGUCGUUCAAGAGCUGGAAAAGAAUGAGAAGAUUCGGAUUGAGCUUGAAUUUAAUAAACCCAGUGAAAAUAUCUUGACCUUCACAAAGGACCAGACAGAGGAAGAAAUAGAUGAGAUCCACACUGACUAUCGAAAGAAACACAGAGAUGAAUUCCAGUUUUUGGUGAAUCAGAUAAAUAGUCGGUGGAAGAAAAGUGGCAAGAGGAAAACAGAAAGUGCUCAAAACAAAGAGCAAGUCACUGUCGAAGAAUUGCCACCAGCCACAGAGCAUAGAGAAGAGCAUCAUACAGCUAUAGUCCUUGGAAAAACCCAGAUAAUCAAAACAGAAACUUCUGAUGGCAAAAGUGAAUCUCAUUCCUUGGAGGAAAGCCAGAGAUCAGUCUCUCCUGCAUUCUCACUCUCAUCUGAUUCAACAAGCAGAAAUACCAUUUGUGAACUUCAGCAGUUGUCCAUGUUAUCAGGACUCUGCUUUGCCACGCUGGAGUCUGUCCUCUCCAGUUCAGACAUUCUGAGAGAACUGCAAGAGCUCGAGACAUGCCCAGCACCCUCGGCCAACAAUUUUCUGGGUCUGAGAGUUAACAAAAGGAAGUUGCGUUGGCCCCAGAUGCCAGAGAACAAUCAACUGCUUCCCUAUAGCAAGCGGAAGAGGAGCUAGAGCUGCAGCGCUGUGAAGCUUAAAGCCGUGCAGAAGCCUUAACGCUGAGAAGUACUUCUUAGUUUCUCCCAGAUUUCAGUGUAUCUGGGUGCUUAAUAAAAUGCCGAGUUCUCACCUGUCGUUCAUACUGCCUUAAGGUAA
Molecule: messenger RNA, 2814 nt
Organism: Tyto alba (common barn owl)
Lineage: Eukaryota; Metazoa; Chordata; Aves; Strigiformes; Tytonidae
Product: E3 ubiquitin-protein ligase RAD18-like
Exons: 14
Coding region: 1096-2673 (525 amino acids)
Biological process (GO): DNA damage tolerance; protein monoubiquitination
Cellular component (GO): nucleus; Rad6-Rad18 complex
Molecular function (GO): single-stranded DNA binding; ubiquitin protein ligase activity
Source: RefSeq, a predicted model, not a curated record